Molecule: messenger RNA, 591 nt
Organism: Prunus dulcis (almond)
Lineage: Eukaryota; Viridiplantae; Streptophyta; Magnoliopsida; Rosales; Rosaceae
Product: F-box/LRR-repeat protein At3g03360-like
Exons: 1
Coding region: 1-591 (196 amino acids)
Molecular function (GO): protein binding
Source: RefSeq, a predicted model, not a curated record
AUGUACAACUCCGCGGACCGCAUCAGUGAGUUGCCACUUGAAAUUCUGGCUAGUAUAGUGUGUCUCUUGCCGCUAAAGGAAGCAGUGGCUACUAGUGUUCUAUCAAGGCACUGGCGGCAUGUGUGGGCGUCUACCUUGACACUUGAUUUUGAUCCCGAGAAAACUUUGUUUGGCUUCACAUACCUUAGUCGAACGUUACAAGACAAGAAAAGUCGUAGGUACGUCAACUGGAUCAAUCGUGUGAUCGAGCAACAUAAUGGCCCUAACAUCGAAUCAUUUAGGGCUUGCUUUGAUCUAGAUUGCCGUUUUACAAGUUCCAUCGAUAAAUGGAUUGAAUUUGCAUUGAAAAAGAGAGUUCAAGUGUUUGUCUUGGAUUUUGUUAAGAUAUAUGGUUUCAACAAAGAUGCAUAUGCAUUUCCGCGCAAACUGUUAGGUCUCGAAAAAGAGUUUGCUUCAAAUCACUAUGUUGGAUUUAAAUAUCUCAAAGUUGUUUAUUUUGAUAAUGUUGAUGUGACUGGAGAAAUUAUUGAGUACUUCUUGUCACACUAUCCAGUUCUUGAACGAUUAUCAGUGUCUUUUGCUAAAAGUUAA